Messenger RNA from Danio aesculapii, 1809 nucleotides. RefSeq names its product ubiquitin-like modifier activating enzyme 3 (gene uba3). Gene Ontology annotation, cellular component: nucleus; cytoplasm. The coding region runs from base 33 to 1421 and encodes 462 amino acids. The transcript has 18 exons. Gene Ontology annotation, biological process: protein neddylation. The record is from RefSeq and is a predicted model, not a curated record. Gene Ontology annotation, molecular function: NEDD8 activating enzyme activity. Lineage: Eukaryota; Metazoa; Chordata; Actinopteri; Cypriniformes; Danionidae.
UUGCGCACUUCAAUUUGAGCGUUUAUGACAAUAUGGCGGAAGGAGAGGAACCGGAGAAGAAAAGAAGGAGAAUAGAGGAGCUGAAUGAGAAAAUGGUUGUGGAUGGAGGAAGUGGAGAUCGCAGUGAGUGGCAGGGAAGAUGGGACCAUGUCAGAAAGUUCCUAGAGAGAACGGGACCCUUCACUCAUCCAGAUUUUGAAGCCAGCACUGAGUCUCUCCAGUUUUUAUUGGACACAUGCAAGAUUCUGGUUAUUGGAGCCGGUGGACUUGGAUGUGAGCUGCUCAAAGAUCUGGCUUUGUCGGGUUUUCGACAUAUUCAUGUAGUGGACAUGGACACCAUUGACAUUUCUAACCUCAACAGACAGUUCCUCUUCAGGCCAAAAGAUGUGGGUCGACCAAAGGCAGAUGUUGCAGCAGACUUUGUAAACGACAGGGUCCCAGGAUGCAGUGUUGUCCCACAUUUUAAGAAAAUCCAGGACUUGGAUGAGACAUUUUACAGACAAUUCCACAUAGUCGUCUGUGGCCUGGACUCUGUUAUCGCCAGAAGAUGGAUGAACGGCAUGCUCCUCUCCCUGCUGAUUUAUGAAGAUGGAGUCCUGGAUCCCAGCUCUAUUAUUCCACUUAUAGAUGGUGGCACAGAGGGCUUCAAGGGCAAUGCCCGGGUCAUUCUUCCAGGAAUGACAGCCUGCAUUGAUUGCACUCUGGAGCUCUACCCCCCACAGAUCAACUUUCCGAUGUGCACUAUAGCCUCUAUGCCACGGUUACCCGAACAUUGCGUUGAAUACGUACGCAUGCUGCUGUGGCCCAAAGAAAAGCCCUUUGGAGAUGGUGUGGUACUAGAUGGAGAUGACCCGAAGCACAUCCAGUGGGUGUAUCAGAAAUCUUUGGAGAGAGCAGCGGAGUUCAACAUCACUGGGGUCAAUUACAGACUCACCCAGGGGGUCGUGAAGCGAAUAAUUCCUGCUGUGGCUUCUACAAAUGCUGUCAUUGCUGCUGCUUGUGCCACAGAGGUUUUCAAAAUUGCCACAAGCGCUUAUGUUCCCUUGAACAACUACCUGGUGUUUAAUGAUGUCGACGGGCUUUACACGUACACCUUUGAAGCAGAGAGAAAGGAGAACUGUUCUGCGUGCAGUCAGGUGCCACAGGACAUGCAGUUCACACAGUCAGCUAAACUACAGGAGGUUCUGGACUACCUGACUGAGAACGCCUCUCUCCAAAUGAAGUCUCCUGCAAUCACUACAACUUUGGAUGGAAAAAACAAAACUCUGUAUUUACAGACGGUAGCAUCUAUUGAAGAAAGAACACGACCUAAUCUGAGCAAAACACUGAAAGAACUUGGACUGGUGGAUGGUCAAGAGCUGGCUGUGGCUGAUGUCACCACUCCCCAAACCGUGCUCUUCAAGCUCAAGUUCAUCUCAUAGGACAAAUGCUUCAUAUGGACAUUUUAGAUGCGGUUAAACUGCAGUCGUCUUCGAAAUGAAGCAUUCUUGGAAAUGUAGUCUGUAAACUCCCUGUUUCAGAGCAUCAGCAGUGGCAUCACGUGCACAUGCUCCGCUGGAAUAGUUAGCUUAUUUUGGGUCAACUUUGUCCAUCAGAGACACUUACAGAGGGCGUAUGUUUCUUUGUCUUGCACUGCUAUAGUCAUAGGAGGCAUUUUGACGGAUUUCCUUUUUAUGCAAACUGUUUAUCUAUUUAUUAUUUUGUGCAUUCAAACCAAUCACAGUAUGUUGUUUAAUGUCUUGUUGAAAGAAAAGAAAAGAAGAACUGUUCAUGUUUUGAAUUAAAAUUGGAAACCUUAUUUUAAAUUAA